UGGACAAAAUUAGCCCCAUCACUAACAUUUGAGAGUUGAGACGACGAAUAUAUUGAAUUAUUGUCUGCUUUUUCGGCAAAGUUUAAUACAGUAUAAAUCAACUCAAAACCCCAUUACUAUAGGAAAACACUUCAAUUUUCUGGGUUUCUUACAUUCUUCGGAAUUAUAAUUCCAUUAAAAAAUGGCGAAUAAUUCCAAUCACAGCGAAAUUCAUGCUCUUCAAUCAAUCUGCUACAAGCGUGGUUCACUUCAGCUUCUCGAUCAGAGGAAGCUUCCUUUGGAAACUGUCUACUUGGAUAUUAAAAAUGCUUCUGAUGGAUGGUUUGCAAUUAAAGAAAUGGUGGUUCGUGGAGCACCAGCAAUUGCAAUUGCAGCUGCCCUCUCUCUGGCCGUGGAAGCUGUUAACUUAGAAAAAUUCCAAGGGACUGCUGAUGAUGCUGUUUCAUUUCUUGCACAGAAAUUGGAUUAUUUAGUCUCUAGCCGUCCAACUGCUGUAAACCUUUCGGAUGCUGCCACAAAACUUAAAGAAAUCAUUGUCAAAGCUGCUUCCACGAGUUCAGAAGCAAAUGUUGUAUUUCAGGCUUACAUAGAAGCUGCUGAAAUAAUGCUUGAGGAUGAUGUUGCCUCAAACAAAGCAAUUGGUUCUUAUGGAGCUAGUUGCUUUGAAAGUCAGUUGAAAGAUGCUAAGAAAAUAUCCAUAUUGACUCAUUGCAACUCUGGGAGCCUUGCAACCGCUGGAUAUGGUACUGCAUUGGGGGUAAUUCGUGCAGUCCAUGCCCAAGGAAUCCUUGAGAAGGCCUAUUGCACAGAGACUCGGCCAUUCAACCAAGUAAGUUCAUGUGAUGUACCACACUCAAAAUGUGAGAAAUAUGUGAGCAUCCAGCAAAUUAUGUCAAGCCUAAUAGCACAGUAUGAAGUAGUGAGGAAAACUCAGUUUCUCCAUGAAGGUUGCUCCUAUGCUCAAGUCAGAGAAGAGUCAAAGCAAGUAGUUCGAUUUUCAUUAUGUCAUUUCACAAUUGUUAGGCUCUUGUGUCUAUUGCCCCCCCCCCCACCCCGCGGUUUAUAUGGUCCCACCCAUUUUCUCCCAGCUACGCUGAUAGCAGAUUCUGCAGCAGCAGCCUUGAUGAAGGCUGGACGUGUUCAAGGAGUCAUUGUAGGAGCAGAUCGUGUGGCUGCGAAUGGAGAUACUGCCAAUAAAAUUGGAACUUACAGCCUUGCUGUGUGUGCAAAGCAUCAUGGUAUUCCAUUUUAUGUUGCUGCACCUCUUACUUCAGUCGAUUUGUCCUUGCCUUCUGGAGAAUCCAUUAUCAUUGAGGAAAGAUCCCCAAAGGAAUUAUUGAAUUCUCGUGGAGGACUUGGAGAGCAAGUUGCUGCAUCUGGAAUCUCUGUUUGGAAUCCAGCCUUUGAUGUUACUCCAGCAAAUUUAAUAUCUGGUAUCAUCACAGAAAAGGGUGUAAUUACAAAAAGCAAGGACGAGGAUUUUGACAUCAGAGGUUUUGUGCAAAAAAUGAUAGCCCAAUGAGAAUUUUUGGAGACCAGAGCCAGCUGCUAGUUAGAAGGAGCUGUGAGAAACGAUAUAUUGAAUAGGUUUGUAACCCUGAUACUUUUUCUCAUAAGGAGUAAUAUCCAUUUUCCCAAAAAUGGAAAUAAUUGCAUCAUAA
Messenger RNA from Chenopodium quinoa (quinoa), 1661 nucleotides. RefSeq names its product methylthioribose-1-phosphate isomerase-like. Gene Ontology annotation, molecular function: S-methyl-5-thioribose-1-phosphate isomerase activity. The record is from RefSeq and is a predicted model, not a curated record. Bases 182 to 1522 code for a protein of 446 amino acids. The transcript is spliced from 11 exons. Lineage: Eukaryota; Viridiplantae; Streptophyta; Magnoliopsida; Caryophyllales; Amaranthaceae.